Messenger RNA from Knipowitschia caucasica, 387 nucleotides. The record is from the annotation of a GenBank genome assembly. NCBI's taxonomy places the organism in Eukaryota, Metazoa, Chordata, Actinopteri, Gobiiformes, Gobiidae.
AUGAACCUCCUGGAAAAACUUGACUUGGUUGGAGCCCGCUGGAGCGCGUGGGAGAAACGCUUUGGCUUUUGUCGCGAGUUUGGGUGCUCCAAAAUUGAGACCCUGAGCUGCAGCUGGGACAAGUCUGGUACCCAUACCGGCUCUCCCCCUCCUCCCACUGGCUGUGAGUGCGUGCCUUUCACUGGCAGGCUCUCUCCACGUGUGGUCCAUACCCGGGCUGCCACUCUGAAAGGCAGCCGCUGUUCUGUCCACAUCUGUCCCGCAUUGGGAACACUGGAGCGCGCUCACGUGUGGCCUCCUGGCUCCGGACACGCGGCUGUAGCGUGCACUAGCGCUCGAGUGCUCCAGCUUAAAGGGCACGUCUUGUGGCACAUGGACCUUCGUUAA